AAAUUUCUAUUCCUAUCCUGGACCGCACCCCCGAACCGAAAACCCCGGCCGCCAAGCGAAGCCCCUCCCCCGCGUGGCGAUGGCGUCCGCGGAGAAGCGAGUCCGCCGUGGAUCAGGGCCAACGCUGGGGCUUCCUCUUUCGCCUCACGCCGCCCACUGCCCGAGCCCUUGCACGGAGGACCUAGGCGAUCUCCACCAUCGGCUGGAGAAAGUCCAACUCGACGACCCCCAUGGCCCUGGGAAGCCGCCGCGCACGGCCACCGAGUCACCUCCCUCUGAGAUUGCCUGGCGUGCUUUGGACCUCAAGUUCAAGGUCGAUGUUGACGAUGGCCAAGUGAUUCAGGAGGAGACAGAUUAUUGCGACGAUGGCGAUGAUGACGACGACGACGACCACAGUGGCCAGGUGAUAUACGGGGACACGAAGACGAACUGCAGUAGGAAGAUAAUCUGCCCAGGUAGCUAAUUAAUUCUCUCCUCAGGUGAAACAAAAAAAAAAACCCACCAAAAGAUCAGCUGGCAAUCUAUGCUACAUGGCUUCUUCUUUAGGAAGAAAGGACUACACCAAGAGCGACGCAAAGGACAUAGAUCUUGAAUAUAUGGACAGGUACUGCGAGCGGAUGGGAGCCUACUCGGACGUGUGUGACGCGAUUUUUGCCCGGGAAGACUAUGGCUAUCCUUUCCCUCCUUUUCCUCUAAAAGAGUUCCCUCCCGCAACAUCGGGAUGCUUCAAGGAUGGAUGAUGUUACCACAGUGUUUACAAGACCCAUGAUACUUCUACCACUCCAUCAACUCUUGGAUAUCGCAACCCACAAAAUAUGCUACAGUUCUUCUCUCUCUGUUUGUCAAGCUCUGAGCCUUCAUAUCCCAUCAGUGUAUAUGGAAUACUUGCCGUUAGGGAUGACUUGGACAAGCGACGGAAUUAUGUCUUUUAACUGUCCUAGACAUGCUGCUGUCGGGAUUGGGAAGAAGGAUUCCUUUGCCUUACCUCUUUGUAGCCCUUGUCGAGGAAUGCAUACACUGGAGCGGGCAUUCCUAGAAGUUGAUCUCUGGGUAAAAAAGGAAGGAGAUGGAUCAGCUGACAAGCAUAUUCUUUCUACAUAUGCUGAGAUUGAAGUACGUGCACAGGUCGAUGACAUGUUUGUUGGACGGAUCCCUGGUGAUGAUUGCAACUUAGACUUGGGAUUCAAGAUCCUUACAGAAAGUGUUGAGGCUAUAAUACAAGUCUAUGCAAAGGUUGACCAUCCUCAUCAUGUGAGGUUCACUGCUCUAACCACUGCCUAUGAUGAUCAUCAGAUUGUGCUGUUUGAUGACAAAUUAUUUGGGACUGAGAAACUACUCCAGCAUAUUGUAGCGGUGAAGAACAAUGCAAAUUUGGAUGUUCUUCUAAGGGUGGACGAAUCACAGUUCCAGUGGACUUUUCAGGAUGAACUUGUUGGAACCAUUGCUUCUCCCGGUGACUCGAUCUUUGAGUAUGACCAAUUUUUUGUGAGGGUGUUUUUUGCUCCAAAGAACUCCAAAUGAAGCCCAUGUCCAAAGUUCUGACAAGCGAAGUCUGCCGUGUGAUGAAACAUAUUAGAUGCUUAGUAGUCUAUUAUGCUUAGUAGCAUUUGAGUUUAUCUGCAUGUGUGAUGUAACAUAAGUCUGAGAUCUGACUUGUAGUCUAGUAUGUUAAACCGCUGUAAACUUGAUCAUGCUCUAUGAGAGCGCGUCCAUAUUCUCUACUUGCUUGGUAUUUCGUUUU
Brachypodium distachyon (stiff brome) is the source of this 1741-nucleotide messenger RNA. RefSeq lists its product as uncharacterized. The record is from RefSeq and is a predicted model, not a curated record. The coding region runs from base 733 to 1521 and encodes 262 amino acids. The transcript has 4 exons. NCBI's taxonomy places the organism in Eukaryota, Viridiplantae, Streptophyta, Magnoliopsida, Poales, Poaceae.